AUGGGCCAUUUCCUGAUCCAUCUCCCUGACCUCCAACCCCACCCCCACCUCCCCACCAUGAAUCCCCAAGACUGCACCUCCAAUCCUGGGGACUUCAACCUCUCCUCCUCCUCCAUCGGCUACUCCACGGUCACCAAGUCCUUCAUGAACGGGUCCGGCGAGAGCGCUCCCUUCCAGGACAGCAGCACCGUUAUCACCGCGGUAAUCUCUAUGACUGUAUUCAUGGUGGGACUCCUGGGCAACACGCUGGCCAUCUACGUGGUCCUGCGCUAUGCCAAGAUGAAGACUGUCACCAACAUGUACCUCCUGAACUUAGCCCUGGCAGAUGAAUUGUACAUCUUAGGACUUCCCUUCCUGACCACCCAGAAUGUGCUCUCCUAUUGGCCGUUCGGGCAGUUCCUGUGCCGCGUGGUCAUGACCGUAGACUCCAUCAACCAGUUCACCAGCACCUUCUGCCUGACCGUGAUGAGCAUUGACCGCUACCUGGCCGUGGUGCACCCCAUUCGGAGCGCCAAGUGGCGGCAGCCGAAGGUGGCUAAGAUCAUCAACGGGAUGGUGUGGGUAGUGUCAUUCGUGGUGGUGCUGCCAGUCACCAUCUACUCAGAUGUGCAGGACCGCUUCAACUCGUGCAACAUGAGCUGGCCUGAUCCCCAGGAGCUGUGGUCAACAGUCUUCAUCCUCUACACGGCCAUCUUGGGCUUCUUCGGCCCCCUGUUAAUCAUCUGCCUCUGCUACCUGCUCAUCAUCAUCAAGGUAUAGUUGGUUUGUGCUAUAACCCACAUCCUCUUUAGUCUUAUGUUGUUCAUUGUUUGUUCAUUGUUUGAGGCCACAUUCCAUUUCAGUCCCUAGUCCCUUCUUCUCACUGUCCCAAACUUAAUUCUAAUGGUUCUUAGGUUUGGUUCCAUUUCCAAACCCAAUGGACCAGUGCCUUAAACCCUGGCCUGGGUCUUUAACCUCUCCAAACCACUCUAUAAAUCCUCUCAAUAUAGUGAUGUUCAAAGGUAUCCAUGUCCAAAGAUAUUCAUUCACAAAGUCACUGAGCAAAACCUCCCAUUCAUUACAGGUGAAGUCUGCCGAGGCCAAAGCGGGCCUGACCAAGCGGCGCCGCUCCACAUGCAAAGUCACUGACCAAAACCUCCCAUUCAUUACAGGUGAAGUCUGCUGGGGCCAAGGCAGGCCUGACCAGGCGGCGCCGCUCCGAACGCAAAGUCACCCGCAUGGUGGUCAUCAUCGUGGUGGUCUUCGUCAUCUGCUGGCUGCCCUUCUUCACCACCAACAUAGUCAACCUCGUCUUCAUCAUACCAGAGAACAGCGUCACCGCCGGCGUCUACUUCUUCCUGGUCAUCAUGACCUACGUCAACUCCUGCGCCAACCCGCUCCUCUACGGCUUCCUGUCGGACAACUUCAAGCAGAGCUUCAGGAAGGUCCUGUGUCUCCACAAGGCCAACGGGGUUGGGGUGGGGGACGGAGGAGACAUGGGGAGUGGAGGGAGACGUCCCAUAUCCCCUAGGCUGGAGAGGGUGGAGACGACCCAGCAGCACGACCCGCUCUUCACCCCCCGGAUCAUGGACUUCAAGAAUGGACACAUGCAGAACAACCAGGUAGGUACAUCUAUAAGAAAUAGAACGACUAGAACGGACAUUCACAAUAAAGUGAAUGUUUCAUGAUGGGUGGACUACUAAUUCUAUGGGUCAAUCUUCUACCCAAGAACUGUGAAUGGCUGUGAGGUAUCACUUAUUUUGGUCAGUCUGCCAAAGAUAAUCUUGAAGGCUGUCAGUUUCAUUUAUUGGUAGUCAACCGCAGCAUACAAUAUAAAUAGAUUCACAGCCAAUUUAUAUGUAAUACAUCUAAAUGAUAGUAUUUGAUAGUUUGAUCACCUGCAGAGCAUCUUAAGAAGUCAAACCAGCAGUAG
Coregonus sp. 'balchen' is the source of this 1912-nucleotide messenger RNA. NCBI's taxonomy places the organism in Eukaryota, Metazoa, Chordata, Actinopteri, Salmoniformes, Salmonidae. The record is from the annotation of a GenBank genome assembly.